Neurospora tetrasperma FGSC 2508 is the source of this 1559-nucleotide messenger RNA. RefSeq lists its product as uncharacterized. Gene Ontology annotation, molecular function: DNA-directed DNA polymerase activity. Gene Ontology annotation, cellular component: delta DNA polymerase complex; nucleus. The record is from RefSeq and is a predicted model, not a curated record. Bases 1 to 1326 code for a protein of 441 amino acids. Lineage: Eukaryota; Fungi; Ascomycota; Sordariomycetes; Sordariales; Sordariaceae. Gene Ontology annotation, biological process: DNA replication; DNA strand elongation involved in DNA replication; DNA synthesis involved in UV-damage excision repair. The transcript is spliced from 4 exons.
AUGGAGGAUUACAAGACGUACUUGGCCGAGAAUAUCCUCAGUGAGGACAAGGUGGUCACCUAUCGCUUGCUGAGUCGGGCCCUGCGUGUACACCCCAAUGUAGCGAAACAAAUGCUCUAUGAUUUCCACAAGACCCAGAGCAGCAAGAAGCCCGGGACUGUCUAUGCCACUUACCUGCUAUACGGUAUCAAGAAGUCUGUCCAGAAUCAAAAUGGCAACGCCAUGGACAUCGACUUGCCUAGUUCGCUUCCCGACGCGGACCCGGUUGAUGACGAAGAAGUGCCCUCAUACACUCUCGUACUGGUCCAGGAGGAGCGGUUAGCAGACGUCCUCAAAGAGUACGAGACAAUAUCAUCGAUACAUGUCUACAGCGUCGGACCUCACCCAGCGAAGGAUCUUACGCUGCUUGUUGAUGCCGCUCAAAGUGCGCUAGCCAUCAAGGAUGAUGCUAAGAAGCCACGGCCCCGGACCAUCGUCAAUUCUCACGUACGCCGAAGAGAAAGAAAGGGACUCGGACUCAAGGCUGCCGCACCCGCCAAGCAAGAGUCGAAGACCAAAGCAGCACCCACCAAGACGGCACCCGCUAAACCAUCGCCAGCGCCCGCCCCUGCCGCCGCACCAGCAAAGCCCCAGGAGGAGAGCAAAUCCGCUGCACCGGCUAUGGAACCCGAAGCACUGACUGCCACCACCAAGAAACCUGCGCCAUCACUCAAACGUAAUACCUCCGCCGCUUCUGGUAUUAUGCAAGCCUUCUCCAAGGCCGCUUCCCUGCCCAAGAAGGCCAAGACGUCGGAAAAGUCUACAACCGCUGCCGAGGAGACACCUGCUGCCCUGUCAGACGAUGGAGAGGAUGACGAUGACGUUCCGUUGCCAAAACCGGGUGCCGUAUCUACGAGGAAGAGCAAGAAGGAGCGUGAAGAGGAACUGAGGAGAAUGAUGGAGGACGACGAAGACGAGGACAUGGAAGAGACAGCUGAUUCUCCCGUCCCAGAGGAAGAGGAAGAAGAAGAGCCUGUCGUCGAGGAGCCACCCGCCAAGGCUGAGGUUGCCAAAGAGGAGGAAAAGGAGAUCGUGACGACAAGUGGGGAUGGAAGGAGGCGUGGAAAGAGGAGGGUGAUGAAGAAGAAGCAGAUUAUGGAUGAUCAGGGAUAUCUGGUCACCAUACAGGAACCUGCUUGGGAGUCCUUCUCCGAGGAUGAGGCUCCGCCAGCCGCCAAACCAAAGCCCAAGGUUGCGAACUCGGCGCCACCCGCGGCGGCCGGGAAAGCGAAGAAGCCUGCGCCCAAGGGGCAGGGCAACAUCAUGUCGUUCUUCUCCAAGAAAUAGUCUGGGCUGGCUCAACCUUUGCAAAAUCUCUGUAUUUUGGGCUGUAAUUCUGCUUGGUUCAGAUGUUUGAUCAACUUAGCGUGUCACGGGAACUCAAGGCGCCUUUUGCCUGACCCUCAUUAUCACUGACUUUUCGCUUGCUUCUCUUGGAGAGUUACUUGGGCAUCGUGGGGAGAAUUAUACUACAACCAUCUUAUAUAACACCACAACAAGCAAAACGUAUUGCCUCCCUU